Exophiala spinifera is the source of this 189-nucleotide messenger RNA. RefSeq lists its product as uncharacterized. The transcript has a single exon. Bases 1 to 189 code for a protein of 62 amino acids. NCBI's taxonomy places the organism in Eukaryota, Fungi, Ascomycota, Eurotiomycetes, Chaetothyriales, Herpotrichiellaceae. The record is from RefSeq and is a predicted model, not a curated record.
AUGCUCGAAGGAACUCCUCGGAACGAGCAAGGUAGAGUAGGCAGUGGCGGGAUCAAAUGGAAAAUCAUCAACGCAGUGCUCGAAUUUGCGGAAGCAUCCGGAAGGUUCAAGUUGUUACGUUUCGCUCCACCAGAGGUGUUACUGCACGUAUGGUUUCCUGACAAGUGGGGAGUACAAGGUAUGGCCUGA